UACGCCAUGCGGCUGUCAUAGACGGAGACGGGCGCCGGCUGGGGUCAGCGCCUGUGUUACUGCUGCAGGAGCUAGGGAAGAGCGGUGACGGUCUAGGCUGGACGGUGCCCGGAAUUCUCUUCACAAUGGCCAUGGACAACUCCGGCAAAGAGCGCGAAGCCGUGCAGCUGAUGGCGGACGCCGAGAAGAGGGUGAAGUCCUCGCACUCCUUCCUGCGGGGUCUCUUCGGCGGAAACACAAAGGUUGAAGAAGCCUGUGAAAUGUAUGCCAGAGCCGCUAACAUGUUCAAGAUGGCUAAGAACUGGAGCGCUGCGGGAAAUGCUUUUUGUCAGGCAGCCAAGCUGUAUAUGCAACUGCAGAGCAAACAUGACGCAGCCACGAGUUUUGUAGAUGCCGGGAAUGCGUACAAGAAAGCUGAUCCACAAGAGGCCAUCAACUGCUUAAAUGCAGCCAUCGACAUUUACACAGAUAUGGGAAGGUUUACAAUUGCUGCUAAGCAUCAUAUUACAAUUGCAGAAAUUUAUGAAACUGAGCUUGUAGACAUAGAAAAGGCAAUCGCACAUUAUGAGCAGUCAGCAGAUUACUAUAAAGGAGAAGAAUCAAACAGCUCCGCUAAUAAAUGUCUGCUAAAAGUCGCCGCAUAUGCAGCACAAUUGGAGCAGUACCAAAAAGCAACAGAAAUAUAUGAACAGGUUGGUACCAGCACAAUGGAUAAUCCGCUACUGAAGUAUAGUGCAAAAGAAUAUUUCUUCAAAGCAGCUCUGUGCCAUUUCAUUGUGGAUGAGCUGAACGCUAAGAUUGCGCUGGAGAAAUAUGAAGAAAUGUUUCCUGCAUUUUCAGAUUCCCGGGAAUGCAAGCUAUUAAAGAAAUUGCUGGAAGCUCAUGAAGAACAGAACAGCGAAGCAUACACUGAAGCUGUGAAGGAAUUUGAUUCAAUUUCCCGCUUAGAUCAGUGGCUUACCACCAUGUUACUUCGCAUCAAAAAGUCCAUCCAAGGAGAUGUAGAUGGAGACGGAGACCUGAAAUAAAUCAGAAAAUUGCUACAAGUAUACAUCUGAUCCCUGUUUUUUGUUUUAGCCUUUGCACAUUGUUUGUAUAAUUUACUUUUAUACUUUUCAGCGCCAGUAAAGUCUGUAAUUCAACACAAUGUUAAUGGCUGCAUGAUAUCUCGCACUGAAAGGAUUUCAUAUUAAACAUUUUAUAUGAAUUCUACCUAUUUUUAGUAUGGGGAAUCUAAUAUUGCAAUGGAUGCAAAUGAUAUUUUUUAUGCACAAUGGCCAACUUUCUUGAGGGUAUGAAAGUAGUUAUUGUAUUAAAAUGCACUCAUUGUCUCCACACAGUGUAGGCGGCCAUUUUGUGUGGGCUAAUCUAAUGCAGCCAAUCAUUUUACUAGUAGCCAGUGAAUAAUGGGCGUUUCUCAUCAAUAUUGAUAUCAUACUGUAGGUGGCAUUCUCAUGUAUAUUAUAUAUCUAGUCUAUUGUAUAUGGCUGUUUCCCUUGAGGGUUUCAGAUGGACAGCUGCAGUAUGGAGGAUUGGUAAUCCUAUAACCCAAAGUAUAGAUAGUUGUAGUAUAGAGAAUACUUACAAAAGGAUCCAUAUUAACCUCUAGCAAAGCUCAAAGUACUGCACCUUACUACGCUGAGAAACAUGCAAGUCCUGAGCUACUAAAUGAUCAUCUUGACUAUCGUGCUCAAAGGACACUGCCAGUAAUUGUGGAAGUCACUGUAUCUUUGCAGGUCUUGGCCGCGUUAUAAGGGCUCAUAUGGUAUGUGCACAUACUGUAAGUGCAUGGGGGUUUUACACCUUCCACUGCAGAUUUACUGCUGCCUCCUCCAGUCCUGGGGGGCAAUUAAAUUAGUCACGAUGCUUGACUGCGCAUAUAUACAGCAUAUAUAGUAGCAAAAACAUUGCUAUUUUAUGCGGUGGGAGGAAAAACUAGCUUGUUAAUGGUUGCGAUGUGCCAUUCCGGAGUCGAGAUGAAUUGACGUGGAAAAGCACUGCAUUAAUAGAUUAGUGAUAACUGUGAUUUAUUGCUAGCUGAGAUAUCACUAUUAUAAGAAAUCUGUUGCUGUAGAGUUGUAAAAUUCUAUGACUUGGGUCCCCUUAAAUUUGUUAGUUUAAAAAAAUAAAAAUAAGGCUUAAACAUGAUUUCCAUAUCCACCCCUCACAUCUCCAAACUGUCUCCCACCCUCUGUAUACUGACGCAUUUUACACAAAUCUGUGAAUUUCAUGCAGGAUACGUGUGGUUCCAGUCUGUCCUCCCCACUACUGGCAUUGCCCCACAUUUACUUCCACCCUAAGGAUGAUUUGUGACCGUGCAUAGUUGCGAUGCAAAUUGAAAACCCAAAACAUACAUUGUAGCCAAUUGUAACCCGGGUUUGGUUUCUCUGUAAAAGCUAGCUGGUUAAACUUUAGAAUUCUAUUCCAGGGUUGUACUAACGAAAGUAGUUUGGGAAUAUUCAUUCAAUUUUGCGACACCCCCCCCCCCCCCCCCCCCUCCCCUACCCAAUCCUUAUUGUUGCCCAUUUUUUCUCUACGGUACGCCAAGUAUAAACUACUUUUAUUCCUCUUUGUCAUUGUGUAUCCCAAAAAGGAAAGCAAUACGAAAUGUUUUUAUAAUUAAGAGAGAAGACCUAUAAAUCUUCUUCAGGUCAUCAAGGGGUGAAGACCUGCUGCCGUUAUGUACCGUAGUUUGGUAGUCCUGAUUUUAUUUUACUUUUGUUACACCUGGCAUAAUAGCCGUCCUCACUGUGUUCCUGCACUGAUGCAGUUUAACAUGUUUUAUAUGAAAUUCUUUCAGAAUACAGUCGUUGCACUUUUAUGUUCUAUUAAUAUGUUAACAAAAUAUGUUUUUGGUAAAUAUUGAAUAAUGAAAAGAUUUUAUUUCUAAGGUAUUUGUAUGUACGUUUUUUUUGUUUUGUUUUUGUUUUUAUGUUCUAAAUGUUUUAUUUGUGGUUCACUUAUUUUAACACCUUUAAAGAGCAACACAGCCCAUUUCCAAGUGGGAAAUCAUUUUUGAAGCAUUCCAAGGGGUCUGUAUACUAAUAAACGUCUGGUUCUAACACUUGGAGCUUCCUAUUGAGUUUAUGCACAGAAUUUAAAAGGGCAAUGCUUUUACUAGCAAAAGCGUUGCCCUUUUAAAUUUCUGGCAUAAACAUGAUAGGAAGCGCUGGGUUUUAGAAGCUGAUGCUUAGUAAAUAAAACCCUAGAUCUGUUUCAUACCUAAAUAAUUACUUUUUUUUCUUUUCACUUUAAGAUGAUCUGAAAACAGUAUUUUUGCACACUUGUGAAAAUAUGCAUACUAAUCUGUCUCCGUAAUAAGAUGCAAUAGUUGUUUUGUAGUCUUGUGUAUCUUGGUUAAAUUGUAGUUUUUGUGGAUAUAUUGUGAGAUAGUGGACAGCAUGUGUGUGUCAGUUGUUGCGUAAAAUGUGAUGCUGCGAUUUUCAAACUAUGUAACGGACAAUCUGUCUUCCUUCUAGGUGUAUAAUGAUGUAACCUAUCUACCGUAACUUAGCAGGAAAUACUUUGUCUCUCUUUUUGUGUGCACAUGUACAGUUAAUAAAGUGACUAUAUGCAACAGUAA
Molecule: messenger RNA, 3583 nt
Organism: Pseudophryne corroboree (corroboree frog)
Lineage: Eukaryota; Metazoa; Chordata; Amphibia; Anura; Myobatrachidae
Product: beta-soluble NSF attachment protein
Exons: 11
Coding region: 126-1028 (300 amino acids)
Biological process (GO): SNARE complex disassembly; regulation of synaptic vesicle priming; intracellular protein transport
Cellular component (GO): vacuolar membrane; synaptobrevin 2-SNAP-25-syntaxin-1a complex; terminal bouton
Molecular function (GO): soluble NSF attachment protein activity; syntaxin binding
Source: RefSeq, a predicted model, not a curated record